This is a messenger RNA of Camelina sativa (false flax), 1958 nucleotides long. Lineage: Eukaryota; Viridiplantae; Streptophyta; Magnoliopsida; Brassicales; Brassicaceae. The record is from RefSeq and is a predicted model, not a curated record.
UCUUCAACAAAUCACGCAGGUCCAUCAUCAUCAUCAUCUUCAUCGUCAUCACCAACUUCUUCAUCAUCACCAUCAAUGGAAUUCCCCAAACCAAACCACUUUUUACCCUAAAAAUUCGAUUCCUUUUAUCUUCCUCUCUUUAGUUUUGUAGGGUUUUUCUUCUUCUUUUUAUUUUAUUUUUCUUCUUCCAGAUUUUUAACUCUUAAAUUAGUUUGUUUGAGUUCUCGUCCCUGUAGCUUCGUUUCUGUUUAUAAUUUCUAGUGAUCCUUUCAGUACAAACCAUAAAAAAAAAAACCUAAUUUCACAAACCCACCGACUUCUUCUUCUUCUCUCUCUCUGUCUCUGGCCCAUCCUUGAAACCCACUCUGCUUUUGCUUUUCUUUUUUUUUUUCCGGGAAAUUUGAUCUCUUUUUUCCUCUCGUCAUUAUUUGUAGGGAUGAUCUUUUAGUUUUUGUUUUGUUUUCCCCCAAAAUUCUCACUUUUUUUCUCGCUUCAUCUUCACAUAACCGAGUAAACCCUAGAAUUCUCCCCCCCCCUUCUAAUAUUCCAAUGGGUUUCAUCAGUCACUGUGCUUAAUCAUGUCUAGGGUUUACUUGGUUUCCUUUAUUAUCACUUUGAAGUAAAUAAUUGAUCAUCCUCUUUUUUGCUUUGGCAUAAAGUUUCCAUUUUUUUCUUCUCUCUCCCUCUCUUUCUCAGUCCUCUGUAAUCAUGGCGUACCAGUCAGUUCCGGGUUCUGGGUUUCACUACUUGAAUUCUCCUUUUGGUGAUACAACUUUCACAAAGGUAUUCGUCGGUGGACUUGCUUGGGAGACUCAAAGUGAAACCCUUCGUCGCCAUUUCGAACAGUACGGUGAAAUCCUUGAAGCUGUUGUCAUUGCUGAUAAGAACACUGGCCGAUCCAAAGGAUAUGGCUUUGUGACUUUCCGAGAUCCAGAAGCUGCUAGGAGAGCUUGUGUUGACCCAACUCCCAUUAUUGAUGGUAGACGUGCAAACUGUAAUCUUGCUUCCCUUGGGAGACCUCGCCCUCCAUUGCCCUAUGCAUUGAUACCUAGUAUGCCUGGUCAGUGUCUUCCACCUGCAGGUUUAUAUGGUCCAUACAUGGGUCAGCAGUACCUUCAGGUCUAUGGAGUACCUGGGGCAGUGAAUUCACCCGUUUAUCAAUAUGGGCAAUUAAGUCAGACUAUUCCCAGUGGCCAGGGUUAUACAGCAGUUCAAGGGUAUUCAGUUCCAGGAAGCCAUGUUCUGCAGCUUGGUGGACCUACUGUCAGUGCGAUGACCACUUCAUCUAUGUCUGCUCUUCAAGCUCCAUACCCUUCAGGUAUACCAGGCCCUGCUCCUGUACAGUCGCAUAUCAUUGUCCACUCCCCUCAAUUUAUGCAGAGUAGUGGUUCUGACCAAACAACAAGUUAUUCUUGAAGACUGAGGAGAAAAGGAAGUUAAGCGGUAGCAAAACUGCUACUUAAGGUGGCAGCAGAGGCUUCCUGUUUUAUUAAGUCUUGCACGUUAUUUAUCAUGCAUCCUAAAAGGUUAUAUAAAAUAGUCUUGCUCACUAGAAAGGCGCAGAAGGAAACAAGAAAAGGAAAUUGGAGUUACAGGGUUUGUGCUUCUGUUUUCUUACCCAUCCAUCAAUGUGUAUAAAACACAGCCACACAAGCAGCUGCUGGCUCGAGCUCGGGUUGAGUUUGAAGGCACUAUAAUGGUUUUGCCCUCGGGAGGGGAAAACCGUUAGUAAUAAGUUGGUGUACAAUAUGCAUAUAUAUAUAUAUAUAGACACACAUACACAAGCAUAUACAUGGUAGAAUCAAAUUCUGAUUCUUUUAUAGUCUAAAAGUCGUAAUACCACUACACUUCCUUCAGGUAGAGGAGUGUAGUGAGUAUCAUUGAUAGGUACAUAGCCUUUGUCCCCAGGUCCUGCAUUGUAAGUAAAACAUGUUCAUGUUCUCGUUUGUUACUGUGCA